This is a messenger RNA of Scleropages formosus (Asian bonytongue), 612 nucleotides long. RefSeq names its product NADH:ubiquinone oxidoreductase subunit B11 (gene ndufb11). The transcript has 3 exons. NCBI's taxonomy places the organism in Eukaryota, Metazoa, Chordata, Actinopteri, Osteoglossiformes, Osteoglossidae. The record is from RefSeq and is a predicted model, not a curated record. The coding region runs from base 38 to 487 and encodes 149 amino acids. Gene Ontology annotation, cellular component: respiratory chain complex I.
CUUCCGGUUCCGGGGUUUGUAUGUCAGACUUAACGAAAUGGUGGCCAGGUUCAUGCGGAUUUGGCCUGUCUUGUCCCGGGUUCGCCCGGGCUCAGUGUCUGGCAUUCGUUUCGUAUCUCAGACACCUUCCUCGGGUUCCGCUGGCUCUGCCACCGUUUCAAACCUGCCUCCGGUGCACGUCAAGGAGAGUGACGGACACGCAGAGGUCAGCGCCUACGAAAAGAAUCCAGACUACCAUGGAUUCUCUGAUGACCCACAUGUGGACCAGUGGAACAUGAGAAUGGCCUUCUUUUUUGGUAUCUCCAUGACCAUUGUUGUUGGGGGAGCUUUCAUCCAUUAUUUGCCUGACCAUGGAAUGAGGCAGUGGGCGAGGAGGGAGGCUGAACGGUUGAUCAAAGAAAGAGAAGCUGCAGGUCUUCCUCUGAUUGAUGAAAACUAUUAUGACCCCAGCAAGAUCAUACUGCCCUCUGUUGCAGAAGAACAGUAAUCUUCACAUUUGUUUCUGCUGUACCCUGUACUUACAAUGCAGCUUCUAAAGUCAAAGUAAUGACCUUUUUUGUUUGUUCAAGUGUAUAUAUGUCUGAAUAAAAUAAACUGCCCGUUCCUACCAAA